AUGGAUGGGGACAGUACAUUAAAAGACUCAAGGAUUGACAUGAGGGACAUUGUAGAACAAGAAGGAAUUUCUUUCCUGGAGCAAAAUGGGGGUUCUUCCAAGGAUAUUCCAGAAAUCUCAGUAGAGGAGCAAAGAGGGAACCAAGAUGAAGAGGAUUCUACUCACAUGAAAGUGUUUAUUACAGAUAGAGAUCGUAGAGGAAUUAAUGAAUACCUUAAGGUGACCUUUGAGGACGUGAUUGCAGAGCCUGCAUCAGUGCACAGCUUCAAUAAGGUGUGGCUGUGGAGUCAUGUGCUAUUUGAGGUGUCCAGGCUUUGGAUAUACCGUGUCAUUUCCUUGCUGCUGGCUGUGCCUAUAGCGUUGUUGGUGGGACUGCUAUUCUCCGUUUUCAGUUUUCUGCAUAUCUGGCUAAUAGUCCCAGCUGUGCAACUUCUGCUGAAUAACAUGUAUUGGGUGAAAGUGGUGUGGGCCAGUGUGUUGGACCUUACCAUCUCUCCUUUCUUCUUCAGUCUCGGAAGAUGUUGUAGGUCCAUCAGUAUCUACUGGACCAAAGACUAGCCCUCUACGGUCCCAACUCACCGCGUUAUCAAAUCCAGCGUUAUGAAAAUAACUCUUUUACAUUGCCUAAAUUUAACUAGUAAGACUUGUAGUUUUACUAGUUAAAUCCUGAAAAGAUUCUAAUUCAAUUU
Clarias gariepinus (North African catfish) is the source of this 689-nucleotide messenger RNA. Its product is annotated as caveolin-2-like. Lineage: Eukaryota; Metazoa; Chordata; Actinopteri; Siluriformes; Clariidae. Gene Ontology annotation, biological process: caveola assembly. Gene Ontology annotation, molecular function: molecular adaptor activity. The transcript is spliced from 3 exons. Gene Ontology annotation, cellular component: caveola. The record is from RefSeq and is a predicted model, not a curated record. The coding region runs from base 1 to 558 and encodes 185 amino acids.